This is a messenger RNA of Physcomitrium patens, 3029 nucleotides long. Lineage: Eukaryota; Viridiplantae; Streptophyta; Bryopsida; Funariales; Funariaceae. The record is from RefSeq and is a predicted model, not a curated record.
CUCGGAGACCCUCAUCGUUGAGAAGGCAGCGCUGUGUGAGGUUUUGUUAUUGUUGUUGAAGGAUUGUAGCAGAGGAGCUAUCGGAAAUUCUCUGUCCUCUCUGACUGAGUGUGCGGAGCUUGUGGUGGGGUGUGAUAUCGUUUUUUUCGGAUUUUCUCUUUUGCUUAGUUUAGUUUUUUUGUUUUGUUUUGUUUUAUUUUUCUCAAAAAGGAUUUAAAGCUAUUGUCGUGAUUCUAAAGCAUUUAAGAGAACGAUUCCCCAUGUGUGAGGCGCUGAGCUUGUGUGCAGUGAGGUUUUAGGGUCGUUUCUGUGUUUCGCGUGUCUGAAGAAGUUGUUGUUUCUGCGUUUUGGGAGGAUUAGCGAACAUUUGUAGACUCAGAAUGUGUGUUAUGUUUCAACUGCGUUCUCCUGGUUAAAAGUCGACGAAUCCAAUGAGGAGCUGCUGAAAACGCUUAUUGAAAUAUUAGGUUUGUGAAUCUUUUGGAGUGCUGUGCGGAUAGAACUUUUAGAGGCUUUAGUAAUCAUAAAAGAAUGUUGUGGAGUGCGUGUUGGCGAUAAACCUCGUUGCCAUAAGUGGCGUUCCAUGAUGUUCGAGUAUUGUGGGAGACGAUGUUAUUCAUGUGUUAGGAUUGUUGCUCAAUUCUGAAAAUGUCCGAAUUCGUUUUGCAACGAAACCGUUGAUAGUUACGCAGAACACCUGCAAAGAAUGGUAUCGUCGAAAUAGGCGUGCUGCAGAUCUCCAAGUGACCUACGGUUUCCAGGGAUGUGGUGCACAUGAAUACAACAUCGAGCUUUCAAAAACAGAGCUCAGUUUUUCCUCAUAGGCAUAUUUUGGAAUUAUGGGCUUCCUGAACCAAAAGUGCAUAGGUUGCUGGGUACAGCAACGCGGAUUUAUUCCUCCGUACCAGCCAUCACUGAUUUUAUCGCAAAGGGCAUCUCUUCACAGGCUCAUAUCGACGAGUUUUAUUCCCUUAAAGACGGAGAGGUGCAGAGGAAGCACGAACAAGAAUAGUAGUUCGCAAUUGAGAACUUCUGCAGCGCGAUGUGUUCAGGAUCGUACUGGUGAUCACGACCUGAGCAAUCAGGAGGAGUCUAACCAAAAUUUGUCUGAGGCUCGAACGAAUCGGCCCUCGUCUAGCUACGAAGGCUCGAACGGAGCCUCAUCCAAAUAUUUGAGUGGUGGUCCAGAAAAUGUCUACAGGUCAAAUAAAUCUAAUGGAAAGAGCACAAACGGAGCAGAGAACAGAGUCUCUGAAUCGGAGAGCGCUGAAUGGAAGAACGUAUUUCCAUCCUAUUUGCAAAGCAAAGAAGAUGAGUCAGAUGGUGAAAAUGAUGAACUUGUGCAGGUAUUACCUGUGAAUCAAAAUGGCCAGUCAAGAGGGAGAAUGAAUGGCGUAGCAGCUGCCAAAGCAGCAGCAGCAGCUACUGCAUCAGCAAAGGCUCUUGAAUCACAUGUGAAUGGUUUAAAUUUUCCUUCGACUCCAGCAUUAGCAACUCCGCCCUGCUCUUCAGCUAGAUUGCCGACAGAAGGAAAAAAUCUGAAUGACCUUAUCUCUUAUGAUCCCAUUUGGGCAGCUAUAAGAGCCGAAGCUCGAUUAGAGGCAGAGCGUGAGCCAUUGCUGAGUAGUUUCCUUUACGCCAGUAUUCUGGCACAUCCGUGUUUCGAACGAUCCCUGGGUUUUGUUUUGGCGAAUCGCUUAACAAGUGCCACGCUUUUGGCGACACAACUUAUGGAUGUGUUUGAUGAGGUCUUUUUGACUGACCCAUUUAUACGACAAGCUAUUCGAUUAGACGUUCAGGCUGUGAAAGAUAGGGAUCCUUCAUGUCGUUUCUACAGCUCUGCGUUGUUGUACCUGAAGGGGUACCAUGCACUUCAAGCACAUAGAGUAGCUCAUUGGUUGUGGAACCGAGGGUCGACUGUGCUUGCACUUGCAUUACAAGCCCGUAUGAGUGAGGUUUUUGCUGUGGACAUUCAUCCAGCGGCACGUAUUGGGAAGGCUGUUCUUCUAGAUCAUGGCACAGGUGUUGUAAUUGGAGAGACAGCUGUCAUUGGUGAUCGUGUAUCGAUGUUACAGGGUGUCACACUUGGAGGAACUGGUAAAGAUGCGGGAGAUCGUCAUCCCAAGAUACAAGAGGGAGUACUCAUUGGUGCUGGGGCAACAAUCCUUGGAAACAUUGUUGUUGGCCGCGGAGCGAUGGUUGCGGCAGGGUCUCUUGUUUUGAAGGAUGUUCCAGCACAUAGGUUCAACCUCACAUGUUCCAUUUUCAUGGUUGCUGGAACUCCUGCCAAAGUUGUUGGUUUCUUGGAGGAAUCAACACCUGCUGAGACGAUGAAACAUGAUGCUGCUCAGGAUUUUUGUCAAGAGCUUGAAGAGGCAGUGGGUCGCCAAUCAGGAGAGAACCUGUGGGGAGGCGCUGGAAUUUGAGCUUUCUCGCUUGAUUCCAAAAACAAAGUAAAACAAAGAUACAUCAACCACGCCGAGAGGAUUCGGUUUUUCUCAGAAUUUGACCAGGCUGCUUCAGCGCAGCAAGGAACUAAGUUGUGACGUAAUCCUAUUCAGGAGCUGUGUAGAAUUUCAAAACAUAUGACCAUCGGUAUCUUUUAACGCAAGCUAUAUUUCUUGUGGGAAGUUUUAGGUCUAGAAGCUAGUGAAUUUUAGGCCGUCACACUUUGAUUGAUUUCUUGAGAUCUAAACUGGAAUUUGCCUAAAGCUAUUGGUUUGUUUAUCUAAAUAGGACAAUUUAAUGCAAGAGUGCUAACAUCUCUUGUUGAGCAUUGCCAUUUAAGAAAUGGCAGAUGCACUGUUUCCAUCAUUUCCAGUCUUAGAGACUAUGGAGACACCGAAGCAGAACCAUGUGCGUCGAAGUUGUCCUCAUGGAUGCAAAAUUUGGUCCAUGCAUUAUUAGAUGGUUCACCUCUUGUGAACCCCGGUUGUAAUAUGAUCGAUUGCGUGGCGUUUACCUCUAAGUUAACGCGCAUGUGCAUUGCGUAUGAAAUGAGAACAUUGGCAAAUUCUUCAGAUGAGAAA